GAUUCCUUUACUCAAAGGUUGUGUAAUGUGUCGCAACUUUGAAUGGGUUCGGCCAAAUCGUUUUAGGGCUACCUGGUUAUUCUGAUUUAUGAGUGAUAAAUUACUUCGUCUUGAAGACCCUUUGCGAAAUAAUUCCUCUGUAUCAAAUUGUAGUGAUGGAAGUAUUCUAAAUGGUGAUGCUCCACUAAGUCAGAACCCUCUAUAUAUAUCACGGAAUUAUUCUAACGGUCAUGCUACAGGAUCUGAGAUAUUGGAAGAUUGUGAUCGCGAUUUCUCCACGAAACCGGUAGUGACAAGGCCUACACUUGGUGAUAAGCGGAACAGCACUGCUACGGGGAGCAGUAGUAGUGGAAUCGGUACGAUGCCUGGUGGAUCUAAUCGUUCUGGGUCUAACGUUCCCAGUUUAAACUCAUAUGAAAAAGAUAAGCUGUCGCAGUCUUCCCGUGACAGAGAAAGACAGUCGAAAAUAUCAGUCGUCAGUCAAGACCAUUCUAAUGAUAAUCAAAAUAAAUCUAGAGAUAUAUACCGCACCCAUCUCACUGAUUCACAGUUAAUGAGACGCAAAACGUACGGGAAUUCACGUACUGGUAGUCCUUCAGUGAGCACAGAUACUAACUCCGAAGCCCAUGUUCUCAAUGACAAUUCUUCUAAUGAUCAGUCUGCCUUAUCAAGAUCUAGAAAACGUGCAAGGAGUGAAGUCCCUAGAAUGGGAUCUUCUGGUUCAAAUAAUCUGUCAUCAAACCCUCUGCUUAGAUCUGUUAAUGAUGAUCAGGAAGACAGUGAAGAUGACGAAAGAGUUGCAUUAAAUAAAGGUAACUCACGUUCAGAUAUUGAAGAAGAUGGAUUUCAUACUGGAAAUGAUUUUGAUGUAGCGCUACGAGGUAGGCAACGCCGUCAAACAUUUCAGUUGAACAGCCGGCAAAGAGAUUCAUCUUUAGGAGGAUAUGCACGUUCGGCUGCCUACGGAUCAACAGGUGGAACUCUGCCUCGUCGUCAACGUAUGACAGGUAGUUUAACCCGUGCUACGACAAUUAGUGGUGUUGAUCCACAUGGAACUCUAAGAUCUGCGUGCAGACUUGCUCAGUCUAUUCGUACUGGUGUUAUUCCACCUCCACCAUCUGAACCACCUCCUGCUACACCACUGUCAGGCUCUUUAAUGUCUGAGUUGGAGUCUAUCGGCCCGAAUACAGUAACCGGUUUACUAAAUCCCUUUGCACUACAAUUACACAAUUCCCAACAACAGCAGCAGCAAGCUUUGGCAGCUGCAGUGGCAGCCGCUAGUGGAUUUUCACAAGUAAUACCAAAUGUCAAUCAAAGUAAUCUAACCAAUACAUACAUGCUCAAUCCUGCACUACUUAAUGCCGAGACAAAUAAAUUACUCCAGUUGCAACAGGCAAAAUUAUUAGCUCAGCAUCAAGUUGGUUUGGUUGAACAACAGCUACGUCAACAACAGCAGCAGCAACAACAACAACAGCAACAGCAAUUCCUAGCUGCUGCUGCCGCUGCCAGUAGUCUAAUGCAACAACAAUCUAUGAAUGGUCACAAUGUGGCGAAUGCAUCGUAUAUCCAAGGUUUUGGUACCUAUGGACGUACGUCUCGACCUGGAUCCGCGAUACCACCUUCUAUGCAGGCAUAUUUAUCACCCGCGAAUCUAUUAUCUGCUCAACAGCAGCAACAGCAACAACAACACUUGGAACAAAAUCAAUUAUUGUUGACCAGUGAUCAAAAUGUACAAAUGUCCACAUUUAAUUUUACCGGUUCUCCAUCAGUAAAUUUAAAUUUAAACUCAGAACAAAAUGAAGUGAGUGCCAGCAAAUCGCCUUCAGAAUGUGGUGCCAAUGGUGGUGGUGGUGGCUCAGGUUCGGUGGUUUACGAAAAUUCCUACAGUUCAUUCAAUAAGUAAGUCCCGCCCUUUUUCUAUUGUCCUACUUCACUCUUAACUAUCUGUGAUAGAAUUAUAAUUUUUUGAGAAUAUCUGCAUACAAGCAUGAAACUUUUGCAUGAAAACAAAUAUCACCCCACUAGUGGUAUAUUUGUUCCACACGGGGGAGUUGUUAUUCAUAGUCCUUUUUUUACUUUCAUACGUAAAAUGGGAUUAGAAGUCAAAUUGUUGUUGAUAUGACAGAUUCCAUAUCCAUUUCUGUGUUAAAACCACAGCUUCUUUUAGAGGAGAAUGUUGAUUGACCGAAAUCUAGGUUGCUUGAAAAACAACUAUGUCAGUUAAUUUAUUCAUUAUGACAGUGAAUGAUGUCAGUACUCUGUGUGUUUCUCGACUGUGGUGUUUUGGUUGGAUUUCUUUCACUAUCUAAGUGAUUGUUUGUCUACAUGAUAGCCUGCGGAUUUGUUAGGGAUGCUUUUCCCUUCCUUUAUCUGAUUUCCCCAUGUUUGCAGCGGAAAUAAAGUUGCUUUUGUUUUAAGGUCAUUCACUCCAUCAGAAAUAUCAAUGGUCCUAUGAAAUGAUAUAAUUGAUAUUGACAAACUGUAACCAUCAUUGUGUGGGUGUAUUAUAGCGAUCUGUUCAACCAUCAACCAUAGACCAAAUUUUCGUUUCUGACUUCAUUUUAAACCUUUCAAGAUAUAAUGAAAUGCUGUAAAAGUGUAGAGUGAACAGUUUUAUUUUGGCCUACUAUAUUACCUGACAGAUAGUCAUAGGUAUUACAAAUGAUCAGGAGUUAUUAUACUCACACAUCACUGAAGCGAGAGAGUAAUCAAGAAAAAAAUGGUUGUUAAAAACACUCUAAAAUAUUAAAAAAAGGAAAGAAGAGGUGUCCAGUGAUAGCAUUUUCAAGAUAUGUUUGAAGAUAUUGUGUGAUAAAUGGUGAUAUGGCUUGGUCUGAUUAUUUCGCAAAUGUAAAUUAGGAAUACCAGUUACAGAACACGAUAUUCUUCGGAUGUUUUGAGGUGAUAAAUCAAUAGACUUACUUAUGGACGACACUCUACAUGAGUGUUUCAAAAGUUUAACAUCUAUAAAGGAAAGCAAAAUGUUGUACUUAACCAAACUGUUGAGGACCAAAUGAGUUGAAACACAUUCCAUGGCUUCUGCUGUUGCCCCAUCGAUUAGUCUUGAUCGUUUGUGCAACAGAAACAGUGAAUUUUUUUUUACACGGCACAUUACAUUGUUCCAAAAAAAGGGAAAUGAGGAUAAGACAACUGACCUUCUCCAGUAUUGCUUCAUUAUUAACUGGAUAUGUUUAGAUAUACUUUAAAAAUUUAUUAGACCUGCUUUAAGUUGUUUAUCUCAUCUGGAUGCCUUUCCCUCUCCUAAAAAAGCAUUUCUUCUAUUUGUCCCUUUACCACAAGGAAACUGUCGGAUAAUUGUUUUUUUUGCAGGGUGCUGGUGUUGUGUUUCUCUCUCCUAACAUAUUUCAUUCCUCAAGUCUUCGCGGGUUCAUUAAAUAUUCUACUUUGCAUCCGAUCAGUUUUCCCCUUCCACCUGAAUUCUUCUAUACAAGAGUCCUUUUUUUUUGAAUUAAUUGUCUAUAGCUUUCAGGACACUCAACUAUCAUGAUUUUGAUUUUGCUAAUUUUCAACUAACCGUGAGCGAAUUCCAUCAUUUAAAAAAUCACUCUCUUAUCUCCUUUGACCUAGCAAUCCCACCUUUUUGUUUUGUUUUUAUUUCAUUCCUGGUUUUAUUGUUCUUUUAAAAGGUUAAUUUGCCUUUAUGUUUAAACGUGUCUUUUUUAGGCUUCUUUAUGCUUCGUUGCUUUUAUUUAUUAUGUGAUUACAAAAUUAUUGAUCAACGCUUUAUAGAAUUUCGUGUCUUUUCCCACUUUUUCAUUGCAAUUGGUUUGUAAGAUAGACAGUUAAUUCAAUGUAUACUUCUGUUGUUAUAACGCCUAAACUAUAAUAAGCAUUUUGGAAAGCCUUUUAUAUUCAUGUGCCUACAAGCCUCAUGUACAUUCUGGGUGUGAAAAUUUGUCACAUAUACAUACAUACACAAAAACAAGAGUUGAAUCCAAGCUACAAUACGGUGAAUAAAAGAGU
Molecule: messenger RNA, 3984 nt
Organism: Trichobilharzia regenti
Lineage: Eukaryota; Metazoa; Platyhelminthes; Trematoda; Strigeidida; Schistosomatidae
Source: the annotation of a GenBank genome assembly